AUGAGACAACAGAUGCCGAGGGCCGCUUUAUUGCUUCAGUUAUUAUCGGUACAUUACUCCUCGAUCGUCCAGGUGAAAUUUUUUUAUUUAACCUCGAACAAUUACAGAAAACAAAUCAUAGUACAAUAUGUUCCCUAUUUGAAAAUUCACUUUAUUUAUUAUGGCCUGACGGAAUAAGACGAAACGAUGUAUUGCUGUUUUUAAGUGAUGCUGCGCCUUAUAUGGUGAAGGCUGGUGAUACAUUAAAAGUGUUGUAUCCAAAAAUGGUUCACGUAACUUGUACUUCCCAUGGAUUACAUAGAGUCGCUGAACAAAUACGUAUUCAAUUUCCAAAAGUUGAUAAACUGGUAGCAAAUGUUAAACGAGUAUUCAAAAAGGCGCCUUAUCGUGUUCAAAAAUUUCAUACUGAUGCACCGAAUAUAUCACUACCUCCUGAACCUAUUCUGACACGUUGGGGUACGUGGAUUUCUGCCGUAUUAUAUUAUAGUGAAAACUUUCAAACUGUAAAAAACAUAAUUGAAAGUUUUGAUGAGAAUGAUGCGCUUUCCAUAAAAAAUGCUCAAAAAUAUUUUAAAAUUACUCAAAUGAAAGGAAACUUGACUUUUAUACAUUCGAAUUUUGCAUGUCUUCCCAUAGCUAUAACGCGUCUACAAAAACAAGGUAUACCCUUAUCUGAAGGUAUUGCAAUCAUACAAGAUAUUUCAUCAAAGUUUAGUCAAUUAACAGGUACCGCUGGAAUUGAUAUUAAUAAAAAAUUACAAACAGUUCUCAACAAAAACAAAGGAUUUCAAAUUGUUUGUAAUAUUUCAAAAAUAUUAACUGGCGAAGAAGAGAAUGUAGGUGAUUUGGAUAUACCAGAAGAUUUAACCAGUAGCGACAUGGCGUAUUUUAAGUUUGCACCAAUAACAUCCGCAGAUGUAGAACGAUCGUUUUCUUUAUAUAAGAAUAUAUUGGCACCAAACAGGAGGUCUUUCAAGUUUGAAAAUCUCAAAAAAUCAUUAAUCGUACAAUGCAAUAAUUACUUUAGAGGUAAAUUUAUUAAAUAUUAAAUUUAUAUUUAUAUUUAUAUUUAUUUUUUUUAUAUAGAUGCCGUAAAUGACGAUGAUGAAGAUCGCAAUUAAUUUAAAUUUAUAUAAACAUGUAAUACCCAUAAAUUUUUAACAAUUAUAUUUAGUAUUUAAAAAAAUAUUUUUUGUUGUUUUUUGUAUAUUUUUGAAAAAUUAGUACAUAUUUUACGAAAUUUUAAUAGCAUAUUUUUAUGCACGUUUUGAUAUUUUUAGUGCAUAUUUUGAUAUUUUUUAGUGCAUAUUUUCAUGCAUAUUUUGACAUUUUUUAGUGCAUAUUUAAUAGUUUUUUGGUGCAUUAAAUUCACAGCCCUGAAUAUAACCAAUGUAUCGACAAUUGUUAUUAGAAUUUAAAUUUUAAAAACAAAAAAAAAAACUGUAGGAAACCUAAAAAUAGUUUCAAAUAAAGUACCAUCGGUCGAAAAUCCGCAUCUUUUAAUUUUUUUAGGUACGAUUAAAAUAAUUAAAAGCAUUAUUGUUACUAAACGAAAAAGUAUUUUACGAGAAAAAACUAAAUAAAGACCUAAGGAGUGAACUGUUGAACACUUAAAAAGCGGUUCAGGUAAAGUACCAGACAAAAAUUCCACACCAUGUAAGAUAUUGCGUAAAAAAAUUUUUCGCUUACCAAGACAUGUUUUGAAAAAAAAAAACAAACAAAUAAAAGCGCAAUUUUUUGGAAUUAUAUAAUUGAUAAUUUAAAGACGAAAAAUGUAAUUUAAAAUAAUGAAUAAUGAAUUUUUAAAAUAAAAAAUGUACUCCAUUAAAAAAUUAAAAAAUAAUUUAUCUUGUAAAACCACUAGAUCUCUCGUUGCACUCCUAAUAUAAAUAUACCAAAACGUAGAUCUGUAUGAAGGAUGUUUGAGGGCGCUCACGUGGACUGCGGAGUUUGAAAAUUUAUCUACCCACCUCCCCCACUCAGAACAAAGUCAUAACUACGCUACUGUAUACGUUGUAUAUUAUAAUUGCAUAUCAUUUGUGAAUUAAAUCACUAAACCCUGAAUUUUUCUCAUUCGUACGAGUAUAUAUUAUAACGUUUUGUGUACUCGCGUGCAGUUCACAUUCAAACUUCGUUCAUUUUUCAAUCAUAGUACGAGUACAUAGCUAAAACGCGCUUAGUAUACGACACAAUUAAGAUACUAUUUUUAAUAUUAUAGCUUAAUUAAUAAAACGACCAACCUAAAAUACCAUGUUUCUUUUUACUAUCAAAAUUUUAAUACCAUCAUACGCGUUCCACUUAAACAAUAAGAAAUAGAUAAGGUACGCUAAAUAACAAUAGUUGUGCGACAAACAUAUAAGUAUUCUCGUUUUCUUGUCAAACUUGAUUUUGAACCGUACAGUUAGUUUUUAACUGUUUCAAUUAUGACACGAUAUUAUACUCGCGAAGAUUCUUUAUUUCGAAUAAUAUUACGCGUUUAACUUUAAAUACCUACAUUUUUUAGAUUCUAAGCGGAGCGAGGAAUGUAUUGGUUUUAUAAUAUUGGUUUUUUAUUUUUAAGUUUUUUUUCUGUGAACAACUUUUCUUAAUUUUUUGAUUUUUCCCAAGGAUUUUCAUAAUAAAUGUGGGAAAACCGGGGGAAAAAAAAGAAAAUUUACGAAAUGUAUUAUUUUCGAAUUUCAAAUAUUACGGCCUUUCAAAACAUAUAAUCGAAUCGUUUUUCGUUUAUUAGAUAAUGGUUUAUCGUUACGUACAGAUAUACAUUAAAUUUCUCUCUAUCUUCCCGACUUCUCACCUACAACAGUGACCCGUCCAUCGUCCGAAAUAUACCAGUUUGUUUUUUGAAAAUACGUGCAUGACAUUUUUUAGUGUAACUGCAUUGUUUUUCCAUAUAGUAAAUCUCAGAACUCGAAUAUUACAAUAUAGAAAUCAAAAAUUUAUUUAUCGGAUUAUGGCGCUCAAGAGGCGCAGUUUUUUAGUAGGUGAAUAAAUUAAAUGUGUAUAUAACGUUUUAUUAUCGUAAUUGGAAAAAACGUGUACUCAUAAAAACAAUAAAUUCGUGAAGAAAAAAAAAUCACUAUAAAACGCGUGUACCACAGACACGUUUCUAAUUAUACGUUGCACCACCAAAACAACAACAUUUGUUUUCAUUUUUUAUUUCUUUUUCAUUGUCUGUGUUAACAGUAUCUUAUGCCGUGUUUGUUUUCAAAACAGAUAAAUGGAAUGUCAUACCUAUACGAAAUUCUACAGAAUAUUUAAAUUCUUUCCAUUCAUUGUUUUUAAAUGGUUAGGUCGGGGUACCUACGUAUUAAUUAAGAACCGAGAGGUCGGUAAAUCCCAGUGACUAAGCAGCACUUAUAAUAUUAUUUGCAGUUACCAAGUUGACUCUUUUCGUCUUUCGCAUAUUUUAACGUCAAACUGAAUUAUGUUUGAAAAAAAAAAGCAAUAAAGAUAGAUAAUACAUUUCAUCUAACAUCAAGAUUUUUUUUUUCUUACGUAUAAGUCAUGGGUUUUAUCAUCGGUAUAGCAGACGCGUUGCCGGCAAAGUAGUCAACAGCGGGUGAACGAGUUUUAGGGGCAUACAAUUUACGAUUUUUCUUGUUUUAACGCAUAUGCUCAUGAAUUCCAUAAAACAAUAUAAAAAAAAAAUCAUAUAACAAUGCUUCUAUCUAUCUAUAUAAAAUAACUUGGCCCGACUGAAUCAUCAUCGUACAGCUCAAACUACUGCACGGAUCGAACUGAAAUUUGGUACAUAGAUAGCUAGAUGACGUAGGCGUCCGCUAAGAAAGGACGUUUUCUAACAUUCAACCCUUAAAGGGGUAAAAUAGGAGUUUUUAAAUAUUUCGGCUACGGAUAUCUAAUAGUUUAUUCAUUUACCAUUUUAAUAAUUUCGUUUUUACUUUAUUUUAUUAUUUAUUUUUGCUGAACCACGCGUUACCUUGGUGAUACGGAUGAAAUAAUAAAAACAUUGGCCCGGAAAACGCUAGACGGAACAGUUAGCGGGACGGGGGGGUUUUUGGUAUUUUUGGACUAUUAAUUAAAUUUCAUUUGUUGAUUUACAAGUGGUUACAUCGAUGACAUGAAUGAUAAUUUGAUUGUCACGGACGAGAAACCUAUUAUUGUCAUUAUUAUUAUUACUAUUAUUUACACUAUUAUCUAACAAUAGCAAAAAAAUUAAUUAACAAAGGGUUGACAUUAAAAGACUAUAAUAGUUUAAUCUAUAUAAUACAUGUAUAUAAAAAUGAAUAGAAAUUUUUUCGGUGACGUCUUACUUGAAAACUGAUAGACCGAUUUGGCUGAUUUUUUUUUUUUUUUUUUCAUUGCGUUCGUAAUUUUUAUGACAAGGUUUUUAAAAAAGAAAAUUUUUGAAAAAUCCACCGGAAAAUUUGUAAAUUUCAAUGGUAUUUUUCGAAUGAAAACCUCAAUACUUUUUCAAAAUUUCAUUCGUAUCACCAAG
This is a messenger RNA of Cinara cedri, 4456 nucleotides long. The record is from the annotation of a GenBank genome assembly. NCBI's taxonomy places the organism in Eukaryota, Metazoa, Arthropoda, Insecta, Hemiptera, Aphididae.